Molecule: messenger RNA, 306 nt
Organism: Parnassius apollo (apollo)
Lineage: Eukaryota; Metazoa; Arthropoda; Insecta; Lepidoptera; Papilionidae
Source: the annotation of a GenBank genome assembly
AUGGUAAGUGGAACGGGCCCAGCACCGAAUCAGGCUGACACUGUAGCAUUCUGGCGCGGGCUGUGGUCAGAGCCCGUAAACCACAGCGAGGGCCCUUGGACGGAAGUUGUGGCGAGUCAGUGUGCGAGUAUAACGCCCAUGGACCCCGUCAUUAUAACACCGGAUGACGUAGCUGAGGCGGUCCGUAGGGCCCCGAACUGGAAAAGUUCGGGACUCGACGGGCUGCAUCACUACUGGCUGAAGGAGUUCGUGGUGUGUCACACUGUGCUCGCCCGACAGUUUCAAGAGGCUCUCAACCAGAAGUAG